CCCAAAUUAGCUUGAAACUAAACAACAAGGAUACUUAUCGUUCGAUGUGUGGAACUGAACUGAGGACACAAAUUAAGGCUCAUUCUAGGAUUAACAUCACUAUUGGGCCGUAGAGUGCGGAAGUGAAUAGUGAAAAGAGUUGCAAUAAAGGCGAGUUUUGAAAUGACGAUAUUGGGCUUAGUGCGCAAAAUCCGGAGAUGUAUACGCUCUCAUAUUUACCGCAUCGUUAUGUUCACCUCUAUCGCAUGGACUAUAAUUAACUUUAUGCUAAUUGCCUAUUUGACUUGCAUAGGCAAGGAUGGCUGGCGUUGGAAACAAACCCAUGACUAUGAUGUGGAGAUGUCAAAUGUUAUUGAACGCCCAUUGCAGAGAUUGGUAGACGGUAAUACUGUUAACGACCAUGUCGUGGGUCGAAGCUUUGUGUUCGGCGGUAUUUCCAUGACCUAUCCUAGCAAAGCUCUAAAAAAAUGGAUCGAGGCGCCAACGGUUGUUGAGUCUAUGGGCAAGCCUGGGGAGAUGGGAAGGCCUGUUAGGAUUUCCUCGGACCUAAAAGUACCCAUGAAGCUGAAAUUCAAGGAAAACGUUUUUAAUCUGUUGGCCAGUGAUAUGAUCUCACUGACACGUUCGCUGCCAGACCCGCGAAGUAGGUGUUGUCGUCGUGUCCGCUAUCCUUCAAAGCUGCCCACCACCUCAAUUGUGAUAGUAUUCCACAAUGAAGCAUGGACUACUUUGUUGCGCACCAUCUGGAGUGCCAUUAAUCGCUCGCCGCGUUCACUGCUUAAAGAGAUAUUGCUGGUGGAUGAUGGCAGCGACCGAGAAUUCCUGGGCCAGCAGUUAGAUGAAUAUGUGGCAAAUCUAUCUGUUCCCACCAUUGUGGUGCGUACAGAGAAGCGUUCGGGUCUGAUACGGUCCCGUCUGCUGGGCGCCAAGGCAGCCAGCGGUGAGGUGCUCACCUUUCUGGACGCACAUUGCGAGUGUACUGAGGGCUGGCUGGAGCCUUUGCUGUCCCGCAUUGUGCAGAAUCGGCAUACUGUCGCCUGUCCCACUAUUGAUAUCAUAUCGGACGAAACAUUUGAGUACAAACAAGUAUCGGAAUCGACUUGGGGCGGAUUCAAUUGGAGACUUAAUUUCGAGUGGUAUAAGGUCCCGAAACGGGAGGAGAAACGUCGGUCCUACGACAAAACAGCACCUUUGCGCACGCCCGCCAUGGCCGGUGGUUUAUUUGCCAUUGACAAGCAAUAUUUUUUUGAGGUUGGCACCUACGACGAGGGAAUGGAUAUCUGGGGUAGCGAGAAUCUUGAGAUGUCGCUUAGAAUAUGGCAAUGCGGAGGCAUUUUAGAGCAACUUCCUUGCUCACACGUGGGCCAUGUAUUCCGUAUAUCGACGCCGCACACCUUUCCCGGCGGCUUAUCCAAAACCUUGCUCCGAAAUGCGGCACGCGUCGCGGAGGUCUGGCUGGAUGAGUGGCGUGAGUUCUUUUAUGCAAUGUACCCGGACGCACGCAAAGAUACUGCCGGCGAUGUCCGUGAUCGCAUUUUGCUACGCAAACGUCUUAACUGCAAGAAUUUCGAGUGGUAUCUGGAGCAUAUCUAUCCGGAGAGUAUAAUACCACUCCAUUAUUACUAUCUGGGUGAGAUAUGUGACGUGGAAGCUGACACCUGUCUCGACACCAUGGGUCGCCAGGAAAACCAGAAGGUGGGUAUUAGCCACCGCCACGGUCUGGGGGGCAAUCAGAUAUUUGCGUACACCACAGAUCAGCAAAUAAUGUUCGAUGAGUUGUGCCUGCACGCGGCUAGAACUCGUGGGCCAGUUACCCUGGUGCACUGCAGCAACACGGAAAAUAACCAGAUGUGGGCCUACGACAAGGAGAAAAAAUGGAUUCGCCACAAAAGAACAGGGCAGUGCUUACAAAGCGCUUCACACAAAGACCCCAGCACGCCGUUGCUGCGCCCAUGUAAUAACCAAAAGAGGCAGCAAUGGCUUAUGGAGUCCAAGUGGAAGGCGCCCUAAAUGAGCUAAAUAUUCAUU
This is a messenger RNA of Scaptodrosophila lebanonensis, 2028 nucleotides long. Its product is annotated as polypeptide N-acetylgalactosaminyltransferase 5-like. The coding region runs from base 163 to 2010 and encodes 615 amino acids. The record is from RefSeq and is a predicted model, not a curated record. Gene Ontology annotation, cellular component: Golgi apparatus. Lineage: Eukaryota; Metazoa; Arthropoda; Insecta; Diptera; Drosophilidae. The transcript is spliced from 2 exons.